AGCUCAAUAAAGUCCACCACGUUUUGAUCGUUUUAGACAUAUAUCGGGCAAUAUCUCUCAUACUCUUCGUGAGUAAGAAGCAAAGCUUGUCUGAAUCCGUGUUUGGUGCCCGCUCCUAUCGCCAUCCAGGUGCACCAGGGUUAACGAUGCAAGGAAUAGCACAUGCAGUGCGAUCUUGCCAGGAGAUCAUCAGGACAAGAACUAUCCCGCGGUGUGGGAACAAUGCGAAAGGAACAAUCACGAGAGGGAAGGACAUAUUUUCACGAAUCGGUUUUGUAUCAUCCUCAUCGGAAGUGCCACAGAAAGGGCUGGAAAACAUGACAGUCUCCGACGUGCUGAUGACCAAAGGGGAAGAAAAGACUGGGUCUUGGCUCUGGUGCCGAGCCGAUGACACUGUAUAUGAUGCGGUCAAGAAUAUGGCACAAAAUAAUAUCGGAUCAUUGGUGGUACUAAAGCCAGGAGACGGAGACCAGCCGUCGAUUGCUGGAAUCGUCACAGAGAGAGACUAUUUGAAGAAGAUAAUCGCUCACGAAAGAUCCCCGAAAUACACUAAAGUCGGAGAGAUCAUGACCAAUGAGAAGAAGUUGAUAACGGUUUCUUCCGAUACGAACAUACUUCAAGCGAUGCAGCUCAUGACCGAGAAUCAGAUCAGGCAUGUUCCUGUUAUAGAUGGGAAGAUAGUUGGCGUGAUCUCCGUGGUGGAUGUAGUUCGGGCGGUUGUGGAGCAGCAGAGCGGUGAGGUCAAGCGAUUGAAUGAAUUCAUCAAAGGAGAGUACUAUUAGGAUAGAGGGACAGAUUGUAAAAAAAAAAAAAAAUUAUAAGUUUAAUCAGCGUCGAAGUAGCGAGAACCACAGUUCUCGAUCCAAUGAAGAACUCGGCGUCUCGGUCAAUUUCCUUAACAGGACUACUACAUUCUUUAACACCUCAUAUACCUUCUUGCUCCAGAUAAAUGCAAACACGGCAUGUCGUUUCUGCAUAA
Molecule: messenger RNA, 979 nt
Organism: Punica granatum (pomegranate)
Lineage: Eukaryota; Viridiplantae; Streptophyta; Magnoliopsida; Myrtales; Lythraceae
Source: RefSeq, a predicted model, not a curated record